This is a messenger RNA of Perca fluviatilis (European perch), 1425 nucleotides long. RefSeq names its product butyrophilin-like protein 1. Bases 347 to 796 code for a protein of 149 amino acids. The transcript is spliced from 7 exons. The record is from RefSeq and is a predicted model, not a curated record. NCBI's taxonomy places the organism in Eukaryota, Metazoa, Chordata, Actinopteri, Perciformes, Percidae.
ACACGGCAACGCCUCCAUAACCAUCAGAAAUACAAAGGUGGCCGACAGCGGAAACUACACCUGUUUUUUUCCAAAUCUUCGGCCAACUCAAACAUUCAAGAUUGAGCUUGUUGUUGAUCGUGUUUUAAAAAACAGAACAGGGGAAAAUAUCCCAGGUGCAGCUCCAAAACCAUCUGUCACAAUACUUAAAACUAAGGAUGGAGUGCUGCUGCAGUGUGAGGUUCAUGGCACUCCAAAACCUAAAGUAGAGUGGCAGGACAGAGCUGGAAACAUCCUUACUGCUGAGGAGCCCCAAGUCUCAGAGAGAGGAGGCCAUUUCUACAUCACUCUCACCGCUACUGUGACCAUGGCUGACCAUUAUCGCUGUGUAGCCACUCAGGAGACAAUCAGCCAUCAGAUUUCUGCUGAAAUUUAUGUGCCCCUCAAUGGUGCAUCUCCAGAACCAUACCUCAACAUACUUAAAACAAAGGAUGGAGUGCUGCUGCUGUGUAAAGUCCGAGGUGCUUCUCCAGAACCUGAAGUAAAGUGGGAGGACAGUGAUGGAAACAUGAUUACUUCUGAAGAACCACAGGUCACAAAAAAAGGAGGCAGCUACGACAUCAUCCUCCACGCUUCUGUGACCAAAACUGACCACUAUCGCUGUGUUGUCACACAGAAGACGAUCAACCAUUCCAUUUCUGAUAAGAUUUAUGUGCCUCUAAAUGCUGGAUCGCAGACACAUCCUUCAGAUCAAAACUUGAGGAAAGUGAUGAUUGGAGUUGCUGUUGUAGUUCUCGCAGAAUUUCUGUUUUUGUAGGUGUUCAUCUAGCUCCGCCUGGAAAUGACUAACGGUCUACGGUUCAUUGUGAGACAAAAGUGACCCGGCCGAAAAGGAGCCAGAGCCCCAAUCAACACCAACUUUAAAGUUCUCUGCAGAUGUGUGUGGUAUCAUACUUCUUUUCUCGCGAGGACCACUUUGAAUUUUAGAACAAAAGAGUGAGGACAUUUUUAGAGAUUGAGGACAUUUUCUCUUCAACUUCUUAAAAGGUCAGUUUGAGAGUUAAGACCUAGAAUUGGGCUUUGUAUCGUAUGUGGAUAACUUUUCAAAAUUCUGAGUUUUGUGACUAUUGAUAAUGUUAAAAAAGCAAAUGUGAAAGACAUAAAUGUUGCACAUACUCACACACAGUAUGUGCAACAUUUCUGUGGCGGUAUAUUGACUUUUCACAAGAUGUGGAAUGAGAAUUUAUUGAUAUGUUGAGUAUAUAUUGAUAUAGUGUUACAUAUAUGACAUGUUUUCUGCUCAUUGAAUUCCCAAAAGUCUCUGCUUUCCAGUCAGAAGUCAGUGUGCAGAAAUAUACAAAUACAGUACAGGCCAAAAGUUUGGACACACCUUCUCACUCAAUGUGUUCCUUUAUUUUCAUGACUAUUUACUUUGUAGAUUAUCAC